AUGCCACCACGCAAAGAGUUGACCCCAGAGGUCCGUGCUAGACUCUGUGAGUUGAAAGCAAUUGGAUGGACCUUUACUAUGAUUCAUAAACGUUAUCCGCAUAUUCCUUAUUCUACUAUACAAACUACAAUCAAGCGCGAGAGUACUCGAAAGCAGCAACAUUCUGCAUCUCGCUCCGGACGACCCAAAAGAAUUACUCCUGAAGAACAACAACAGCUAUUAGACUUGGUUGAGCAAGAUCAGCAUAUAAAAAUGCGUGAACUCUCUACUGCUGUACAAAGCAGUCCUUCAAUCAGAACAGUUCAACGUCUAUUCCGUACUCUACACAUGCAGAAAUGGAAACAAUGUGAGCGGCCAGAAAUCACUCCUCAAAAUGCAGAAAAGAGAUUAAGAUGGGCUCAACAAUAUGCAGAAUACACUGCUGAAGACUUUCUACGUGUUAUCUGGUCAGACGAAUGCUCAGUUGAACGUGGUGCAGGAAUUCGACGAAUCUACACCUUUCGAUCACCAAAGCAACAGAUUAUUGAGCGUGAUAUUCAUACUGUACGUUGUGGAAAGGGUGUUAAGCAGAUGUUUUGGGCUGCUUUUGGAUAUAACAGACGUACGGGUCUUCUACCUUUACAGGGAGAUCCAACAUCUACGCGUCAAGGUAUUACUGCAUGGAUUAUUCGUGGUGUUUAUGAAGCAUUUCUACCUGAAAUCUUACAGGCCGGAGAUAUCUUCAUGCAUGACGGAGCAUCCGUACACCAAGCUUAUAUUGUACGCGAAUUGAUUCAAGAUAUGGGGGUAGAAGUCAUGAUUUGGCCACCAUACUCACCCGAUUUGAAUCCUAUCGAAAAUCUAUGGGCCUUAAUGAAAGCUAAGAUAUAUGAACUGCAUCCAGAAUUAGAACGUGCUCUGGAUACUGAGGAUACUCGUCAGAGUCUUAUACAAGCAGCGAUUGAAGCCUGGCAUGCAAUUGACGAAAGAGUGCUUCGAAAUCUAUGUCAAACCAUGCCUCAUCGCGUACAGGCAGUCAUCCAAGUGGAUGGUUGGUAUACAGCUUAUUGA
Messenger RNA from Aspergillus niger, 1050 nucleotides. RefSeq lists its product as uncharacterized. The transcript has a single exon. Gene Ontology annotation, biological process: DNA integration; DNA transposition. The record is from RefSeq and is a predicted model, not a curated record. Gene Ontology annotation, molecular function: DNA binding. NCBI's taxonomy places the organism in Eukaryota, Fungi, Ascomycota, Eurotiomycetes, Eurotiales, Aspergillaceae. Bases 1 to 1050 code for a protein of 349 amino acids.